GUGAUAUGUCCUCAUCCUCUGUUCAAUUGAAGCAUUGCCCUGAUUGAUAGUGAUAAAGAAUUACUCGCUUCUUAUUCAACUGCUACUAUUGGAUGUUCGUGACUCUCAGAAUAAGAUACCGAAACGCUGUUUCUAGAUCUUCUCUCUACCACAGUAGAAGCAUCGCUGAUCCAACAGGAGUAACCUGGUACUCAUUGCCUUCUCGUCCAAAAUGGUUAAUAUUAAGCCUAUACGCUUUUGUUGACUAUUGGGCGAAGGUCUUUUCUUAUUACUUUUCAUCCACUACCGUGCACUAAGAGCAGUGUAAUGCUUUUCGUCCCCUCUACUAUAUAGAUGGUGGCAGUGUCGUGGACGCGGCAUGGAGCCAUAUUAUUUAAUUUAUUUCUUCAAGAUCUUUUGAUAUCUGCAGAAUAAUGGUGGCACUUCGAGACCUCUCAUCAGUAUCAAGCCGUUGCUGCUCGAC
Messenger RNA from Amoebophrya sp. A25, 463 nucleotides. Lineage: Eukaryota; Dinophyceae; Syndiniales; Amoebophryaceae. The record is from the annotation of a GenBank genome assembly.